Arabidopsis lyrata subsp. lyrata is the source of this 426-nucleotide messenger RNA. Its product is annotated as putative defensin-like protein 283. Lineage: Eukaryota; Viridiplantae; Streptophyta; Magnoliopsida; Brassicales; Brassicaceae. The record is from RefSeq and is a predicted model, not a curated record. The transcript has 2 exons. Bases 70 to 354 code for a protein of 94 amino acids.
AAAGACGAACCCAAAAUUACAAUCCAAUUAAUCCACCAGAAAAUAAAAUAAAAACAACAAACAGUACACAUGACAAAGAUCAGUUUCUUCUUAGCUACGUAUGCAACCAUCUACAUCAUAUUAUCACCUGGGCUACUAGCCACGGCGGCGCGUGAGAAUCUGCAUCACCAAUGCUUUUGCGAGUCACCAAGCACGUGUUCUUGCUUCCCACCAUCACCGACACCGUCAACAUCUGUGAAUAAGCCACGGAAAAGCGCCGGACCACUAUGUUUGUCAGACGGUGAUUGCAAACAUUUUUGUCGUCCGAAAAAAGGUGUUUGCAACAUUGAUUUCGAAACGUGUGUUUGUCACUGAAACUGUUUCAGUUUACAAAAAUCAUGUGUGUUCUAGUGAUCGAUAGAUCCUCAAUAAAUAAUUUAGUCUUUA